Messenger RNA from Durusdinium trenchii, 2508 nucleotides. The record is from the annotation of a GenBank genome assembly. Lineage: Eukaryota; Dinophyceae; Suessiales; Symbiodiniaceae.
AUGAUGCAAACUUGGUUGGGGCCAAGUUCUGCCAAUCCUGUCCAGUGCAGGCCGAUCGUCUCGAGGGCGCCCAAGGACCGGCCGCGCGCAGCGCCGAGCCGGAGCCGCCGUGGGCCCCAUGCCACACUUUGGUCCAUGCUCGGUCGGGGCACGGUCGCCGCUACAGCGUUGAGGGCGCUGAAAAAGCUGGUGAUUGCGGAGAAGCCGAAGGUGGCCCAGCAGAUCGCAGCGGCCCUGAAGAUUCCAAAGGCUGCGAAAGGCCACUUCGAGGGGAAAGACUUGAUCAUCACCAGCGCUUGUGGCCAUUUGCUGCAACACAAGUCCUUGCCCUGGAUCACGAAGUUGCCGAUGUUCCCGGCCUUUGAUCUGGAGGUGCAGAAGGGAAAAGAUUCCUACUUAGCAGAGAUCAGAAGGCUGGCGAGGCAUGCCCAGGUCCUCGUGAACGUGUGUGAUGCUGGCAGAGAGGGUGAGCUGAUUUUUAGGCGCAUCCAAAAAUUCCUGGAUCUCGAGAAGAUGCCCUUUGAGAGGCUUUGGCUUCAAUCCUUGACCGCUGCGGCGAUCCGCCUUGCCAUGGAUAGCUGCCGUCCAGGAGAGGAAUACGACAACCUUGCGGAUGCUGCCGACUGCAGGGCGCGCUGGGACUGGCUUGUGGGCAUCAAUGGCACCGCCGUUUUGCGGAAAAGCAAGUGGCUACCUUGGAAGUGCAGCGUGGGACGAGUCAUGACUCCUACCUUGCUUCUGGUGGUCCAGCGUGAAGAGGAGAUUGAGAAAUUCAAGCCUGUCCCGUAUCAAGAAGUCAAAGCGACCUUCCGCACAGAGGAUGGUGACGCCUAUGAGGGAAAACACUCCACUCUCCAUCAGGCCCACGCGAUUGACUUCCACGCCACCCGUGAAGACUGGAUCGGCCUGGAGGGCGUCGUUUUGGAGGACAAGAGCGCAAAGUGCUUUGAAAAGCCACAGCCUUUGAUGAACCUGGCUGAUUUACAACGAACUUGCUCGAGGCUUUUCGGGAUGUCUCCUUCCGCCACCCUGCAGAGCGUGCAGAAGCUCUAUGAGUCGGAGAUGGUGACCUACCCGCGCACGGAUAGCCGUUGCCUGCCCAGCGACCACCAGAGCGUCGUGCGCGGCAUGCUGAAAUCGGCCGCGGAGCAAGAGGAAGGUCUCAUACCCCCUGAGUUACUUCUGAUUGCUUCGAAGGCAGUGUCGAGCGUGUCGGGGAUCUUUGAUGACGCGAAGGUGACGGAUCACUAUGCGAUCAUCCCCACGGACAAAGGCCUCCAGAAGGCCAAGCUGUCCAAAAGCCGAGACGCCCAGGUCCUUCGGCAAGUGGUGCGACACUUUGUGGCCGCCUUCCUCCCACCGGCGAAGUAUGUACAGCAACAUCGGAAAACUCGAGUGCGGGACUGCGUCUUCACCACCUCCGAGAAAGUGCUCGUGGAACCAGGCUUCAAGGCUUUGGAGAUGAAAGAGCCAAUGGUGAAGCCGAAGCUGCCUUCGCUGCUGAAGAAGGGCACGAAGGUGGUGCUCGAAAAGCUGAAGGUCACAGACCAGGAGACCAAGCCUCCCCCGCGCUACACCCAGGCUGAUUUGCUCACGGCCAUGGAGAAGUGUGGCAAGACUGUGGAGGAGGACUUGCAGGGUGCCAUGAGCGCAGGGAUUGGGACGUCUGCGACCCGGGCAUGCAUCAUCGACAAGGUCUUGCUGCAAAAGUGGGUGGUGCCGAAGAACGGCGCGUUGCAGCCCAGCGCCAUCGCCCGUCAGUUCAAGGACAGCCUGAAGACUCUGGGGCUCACCGAGAACUUCUCGUUGGAGGUUACAGGCCGCUGGGAGCUCAUUCUAAAGCAGAUCCAGGAGGGGCACAUCGACAAAGACGAGGGGAACAUCGGCAUGCAGAAGGCUGUGGAGGACCUCGUGGAGAAAGUCAAGUCCUGCCAGGCUGCUCCGCCUGCUUUGGAAGACAACGACAUCGCAGAAGCUUCAAGCUCAAUGACAUGGGCACCCACCAAGUCUGAGAAGGGCGGCACGAAAGCUUCAAGCUUUUCGACAGCAAGCAAAGGCAAAACGCCUGCUGAAAAGGAGGAGGGCAGCACAAGAGCUGCAAGCUCCUCGAGAGCAAGCAGAAGCAAAACACCUGUUGAAAAGGAGAAGGAGAAGGGCAGCAUAAAAGCCGCAAGCUCCCUGAAGGCAAGCAGGAGCAAAACGCCUCUUGCAAAGGCCUGGGGCAGGGGCGAGAAUAGUUCCGUGCUCGAGCUCUGCUUGUUCAAUGCCUCCAAGACUAACAAGUACCUUGCUGAGAAUAGAUGUCCUGCCAUCCAUCCCCUGAUUGAUUUCAGUAGUGGUAUUACUCCAAGCAUGGCCUUGCGGCAAGGAGAAGGAGAAGGGCAGCACAAAAGCCGCAAGCUCCCUGAAGGCAAGCAGGAGCAAAACGCCUCUUGCAAAGGAGAGGGGCGCCACUACAGCCCGGAGCUACUCCAGAGCGAGCAAAAAGAAGGCCGCAGCGUGACCUGA